CCCUCUCUAUUUAUCCCUUUUUCCGUUUGGGCUUCUUUCAAGCAAAGUGAAAAUAUAAAGAGCAUCUUUUGCAGGGAGGCAGGCAGGGUGCCUUAACUCCUCUGAUUUUCCAACUACUUCAAAUUCAAUAGCGCAGCUAACUGGGUAGGGCGGAGAAGUAGUCCAGUGAAAUUAAAGAAAGAAAUUAGGUUUGGUUUUGUUGAAGAUGAGAUCAGAAUCAAAGAUGCGGGUGCAGCGCCUCUUUUUCCUUUUUGUGUAUGUGACGUUGUUCCUCCAGAUCGGCGCCGAUGCUGAUGACGACGACAUUGUAAAUGCGGCCAAGAGACUCAACUUCGAGAACCAGCGCCUCCGAGACGCCUACAUUGCGCUCCAAUCAUGGAAGGAAGUCAUUCUCUCCGACCCCUUAAACUUCACGGCGAAUUGGAUAGGAGCGGAUGUGUGCUCUUAUACCGGAGUAUACUGCGCCCCUUUGCCCACUACUUCUACGAGAGUGGUGGCGGGUAUCGACCUCAACCAUGCAGACAUUGCUGGGCAUCUCGUCCCUCAACUCGGUCUUCUCUCUCAUCUCGCCCUCUUCCACCUCAACUCCAAUCGCUUUUGCGGUGUGCUUCCCCGGAGCUUCAAAAACAUGACUCUCCUUAGGGAGCUAGAUCUCAGUAACAACCGGUUUGCAGGCGGAUUCCCUAAGCCCGUGCUUUCAAUGCCUUCUCUCAAGUUUUUAGACCUCCGUUUCAAUGAGUUUGAGGGCCCCGUGCCGUCAAAGCUUUUCGACAAGGACCUGGACGCUUUAUUCCUCAACGACAACCGGUUCCGUUUCGGCAUCCCGCCCAACCUCGGGAACUCGCCGGUUUCCGUUUUGGUUUUGGCCAAUAACCAUCUCGGGGGGUGUAUUCCAUCCAGUAUUGCCAAAAUGGGGAACACAUUGAACGAACUCAUUCUCUUGAAUGACAAUCUCACCGGAUGCUUGCCUCCUCAGAUCGGAAAGCUGAAGAAGUUGACGGUGUUUGAUGUGGGGUUCAACCAGAUUCAGGGGCCGCUACCGUCUUCCGUUGGGGGGAUGAGGAGUUUGGAGCAACUGAAUGUUGGGCACAAUCGUCUCACCGGCGUCAUUCCAGGCAGCGUGUGCCAACUUCCUCGCCUGCAAAACUUCACCUAUUCUUUCAACUACUUCACCGGAGAGGCUCCGGCAUGUGUCGCCAGAAGCGGAUCGGAUGGUCGGGAGAAUUGUAUUCCGGGAAACAAGGCUCAAAGAUCUGCUAGGGAAUGCUCGUCUGAAGAUGCUAAGCCUUUUGAUUGCCGUAAAUCCUCCAAGUGUGGCGGCGGCGGCAGCAACAACUUCGCUUCCUCCCCAAAAACUAAAACCAAGUCAAAGAGAAGAGCAAGCCCACCCAGGCCUUCCAAAUCUUCAUCACAAACAAGGUCACACCCUCCGCCACCCCCAUCCCCAUCCCCAACCAAGUCUUAUACUUCUCCACCUCUGCUGUCCCCGCCACCACCCACCCAAAAAAUGUCGCCCAAGAUUCACCAAGCACCACCGCCGCUCUAUCACAGUUACACCUCCCCACCACCACCACCGCCUCCAAAUCACUAUGUUAAAUUUCCCCCACCUGAACAUCGCUCCAUAACUCCACCUCCAUCAACUUAUCACAGUUACACUUCACCACCGCCGCACUCAAAUGAGCAUGUGAAAUCCCCUCCACCUCCACCCGACACCCAUUACACUUACACUUCUCCACCUCCACCGAUUUAUCACAGUUACACAUCUCCGCCACCUCCACCCGCCACCCAUUACACUUACACUUCUCCACCUCCACCGAUUUAUCACAGUUACACAUCUCCGCCACCUCCACCCGCCACCCAUUACACUUACACUUCUCCAUCUCCACCGAUUUAUCACAGUUACACAUCUCCGCCACCUCCACCCGCCACCCAUUACACUUACACUUCUCCACCUCCACCGACUUAUCACAGUUACACAUCUCCGCCACCUCCGUCUUCAAAUGAGCAUGUCAAAUCCCCUCCUCCACCACCUCUAAUUCAGCCAUCACAUCCUGUUCCGUUUUCACCGCCGCCUCCAAGUUGCAACGACCCACAAUCUGUUCCACCGCCGCCAUUGCAUGAACACAUUCCUCUUCCUCCCGUCAAAGGCGUUUCCUAUGCAUCUCCUCCACCUCCCGUUAUUCCUUACUAUUGAUUGAGAUUUGGGAAUAGAGAGAAAGAAAAGAAACUGUUAACAGUAGACUUUCAACAAGUGGACAAGAAACUAUGACUACAGUAAUUUUUUAUUAUUUUUUUUUUUGGUGUAUCAUGUAUGCCCUCUCAGGCUCUCAGGAAGUUUUUUAUUUUUCUUCUCUCAUUUUUUUUUUGUUUUAUUUUUUGUUAUUCUAUCUUCCCUUUAUCAUUCUAUCAAUCUCCAUGCUCUUGUAUUCUUGUUUGGUAAGUUAAUUUAAUGUAAGACCAUUAGACUA
Ipomoea nil (Japanese morning glory) is the source of this 2468-nucleotide messenger RNA. RefSeq names its product leucine-rich repeat extensin-like protein 2. NCBI's taxonomy places the organism in Eukaryota, Viridiplantae, Streptophyta, Magnoliopsida, Solanales, Convolvulaceae. The record is from RefSeq and is a predicted model, not a curated record. The transcript has 2 exons. Gene Ontology annotation, molecular function: protein binding. The coding region runs from base 206 to 2194 and encodes 662 amino acids.